AGCGUUAGAGAGGGGAACAAAGCUGGGCGGCCUUUGCCCGCCCUUUUUGCGUUUGAAGGCUAGUAAAAGGCUGUCUGCAAUACGGCUUCAGACUUGUUAGAGUCUUGGAAGGAAAAGCACGUUCCCAGGAUCUGCUCGUUGAUACAAAGUGACUUCAGAGUGUUUACUUAGAGCUUGUGGUUUGGAAAGGCAAGCGCGUGUGUGCCAUCGAGGAUUGGACCAAUGGACCACUGAAGAUCCAAUAUCAAGUUACUCUUAAAAACCUGUGCAAACAGUGCAAAGGGCACUCCAACGUCUUCUACCGUUUCCUGUGUCCUAUUGAAGCUCAAGUGGAAAAGCCUAACCGGUCUUCAGGGCCUCGUAGUAUGUGUAGUAUGUGGCGCAAAACCACUCCCGGUCUCACUUUCCGAGCGUCCGUCCAUCGAACGAGAUUGCAGUACGGCAGGAGUAUGGUAUGGCCAUUACAGGAGAUCUCUCCUUGAGCAGAUAAAUCAAGGGGGUCCUCAGAUUUUACUUCCUUUUGCCGCUGUUGUCAUCGUGGGACCGUGAAAAAAGGUCGCCAUUGCUGAUCUCAUUGGUGACUGGACUUGGCUUUUGGGGCUUUUUCCCCCAAAACAAGUCCUGGAUUGGCUUGUCAACUCUUCAAGGCAAAGGUCAAAGACAUUAAGCGAACCACGCAAUAACAACUAAAAUCAAGGCCCACCUCAGUGUUCUUUAUUGUCCCUGGGAGAGCCACAACCUCGAUCGACUAGCUCCAUUCGAUCCAGUCCCAGAAGUGUGAGAGGAAGAAGAGAGAGAGAGAGAGAGAGAGAAAAGGAGAGCUCAUAAAGUGGAACCGUGCCAUGCAUCACUUUGGAUUCAAGAGUCUGAAAGAUGGGUCUAUCGUCUCGCCAUUCAUUACCACGUUGUCGAACAAUUUGAUUUGGAUUUGGAUGCCCCGAGGAGUCAAAAGGCCUACGGCUUCAACCUCGAACCACAAUGGCGAUGAGCCGAACAGUGAUCGAGCCUAAGGCCUAAAGCCCUCAUUCUAAGCGAAAGCGAGAACACCCAAGAAGGGAGUCGAAUAGACUCAUCCAUCAAACGAAAACCAAUUUGUAUCCCCCCUUUGGUGACCCACUAGACAAUUUGGAAGAAGGAGCUUCCUUCAUUGAACGAUCCAUUCCUUUCCUAUCAGCCUCUCCAUCCGAGCUGCUAUUAGUCUGCGGUUUCAAACCCGAGAAUACUAGUGAAAUUCAAACCAACGUACGUACCGUACUAAAGGCUUGGCCAAUCCAUCGGGUGCCUCGCAUACCAAGGCCAAAAGAACGUGAAAAAAAUUGAAGACGGAAUGCGAUUCGGUCUGUUCGUUUGAUCCAGUGGAUUGAAGCUGAAGAUCGAGCUCAAAUUCACCGUUCCAAAUCUAGUCUCGAUCGUCAUUGCCUAGGUUUUUUCAUCAAGACUAUCCGCCUCCCAACUCAGGGCGAUCCAUUUCCUUUCCUCUAGCGUAAUCCAAUCGAGUUGUCAUCGUCAUCAAGCGAACCCACUUCCAUCUGUCUUAAGGAAAGUGAGCUUGUUUUUGGGUGGCAGACAAGAUGGCCAAUUCGAGCUACUCGUCGUUCACGAAUGACUCCGUGGAUGAUUACCUGUCUUCUUUGGAGGAUGAAAAAAUGGCGGCCAUGGCGGCGAGCACGGCUGAUUUGGAACAAAUGGUCGCUAUCAUUGCACCCAUAUUCCUAUCUGUCGUCAUUUUGGUGGGCUUCUUCGGCAAUUUGCUCGUGGUUUUGGUGGUGACCUUCAACAAGCAAAUGAGGAACACCACGAACCUACUUAUUUUGAAUUUGGCUGUGGCCGACCUUCUUUUCAUCGUGUUUUGCGUGCCCUUCACGGCCACAGGAUACGCCCUGCCACACAGCUUUCCCUUCGGAGAUAUUUGGUGCAAAUUGUUCCAGUUUCUCAUCAUACAAACUGCUUAUGUGGGGAUCUACACGUUGGUGUUCAUGUCCCUGGAUCGCUUCUUGGCUGUGGUGUUCCCCAUCGAAUCCAUGACCUGGCGCACCGAGACCAAUUGUAAGCUAGUCAUUGCAGUCACGUGGGUCGUCACCGUCAUGGCCUGCGUCCCACUCCUCUUCGCCCAUGGAGUCAUCAACGAUGGGAUUGCCAACGCGUACUGCAUGUUCCUCAACGAGAGGACCAUCCCCUUUCUCUCGGAUGGUUACAGGUGGAACUUGUUGACGUUCCAGAUCUCGUUCUUCGCCACGGCCUACCUCUUACCAUUGCUCCUCAUCUGUGGAUUGUACUCUGUGAUGCUGCAUCGCCUCUGGAAUCAAGCACCCGGAGGGCGUGCCUCCGCCGAGAGCAUCAAGAACAAGAAGCGCGUCAUCAAGAUGGUAUUGGUGGUGGUGAUCAUAUUCGCACUCUCCUGGCUCCCGAUUCACGUCAUCCUCAUUAUGAGAGGCAUGAAGAUCUACCCGAACAAUCCGGUCACGGUCACCAUGCAGAUCAUUUCCCACAUCCUGGCCUACAGCAACUCGUGCGUCAACCCCAUCUUGUACGCGUGGCUCUCGGAGCCCUUUCGUCGAGGCUUCUGGGCGGUCAUUACCUGCAUCCGGCCCAGCGGACCUCACGGGGUGCUUCAAAAUGGAUACCAGAUGGGCGACGUCAUGCCACAUGGUCGAAAGGCUGGUCAUGCGAAGAAACCGCCUCAACAGAAGAAUGGAACCUCUGCCAAUAUCGAAGUGACAGCUCAACCCAAGGAGUCGACUCCGGUGGUGAGUAAGACGCCCACCAAAGUGGUGGUCAAUGAAUCUGGAGAGGUCGAGACCCAAGCUAAUCCCCAAUUGGACCAUGAUGACGUGACAGCCAAAGCAACACCUGUAGUGUAGUUUCACAACAUGCCAAGCAAGCAAGCAAGCAAGCCAGCCAGUCAGCAAGCAACAUUCAGAGACUCGUAAUGAAUGACUUGCAUGCGCUGAACCCGACAAAGAGAGCCAGCAAAUUAACCAUUCUGCGUCCAGAACUGCUGGACCAGGAUGCAUGCCCUGUUUCCUUGUCAAUACCCACACAUCAACAUCAUUCAUCAGCCUUGUCUACUCGAGAGUUCGGUGGAACAGAAGUGUUCUGGCUCUGGUAUCUUUAGAAUUCCUCUCAGGAUCGGUUCCAUCAGUGGGAAGUGCUUCCAAAACACCUCCAGCUCGCUUGAAAAAAAGUCAUGUCCCCUGAACAAUAUUUGUGAAGAGAAAAGCGAACUGCAUCAUGGCGAGGUCUUUGUGGCUCUGGUAUUCGGUCACCAAUGAUAGAAGAAGAAGCUAGGGAGGAUAUAUUCCAAGGAUGAUGCAGCCCAAUGCCAAUGCCUCUGCAUCGAGAUUUGAUGCAGGGUCCAUGCAACCAACGGCCAUGUACAGCGUAACAGAACAUCUCGACCUAGUGAGUGUGCCACCACUACUCCGACUCCUCCUCCUACUACUACGACUACCACUACGGACGUACGUAUGUACACAUGUAUGUAUGUACUGUGCUAUCGUGUCGUAUGCAUCGGGUUCAUCCAAAGAGCAGCGGGAGGACAAAGGAGGGUUUUCUGUGGAUUGGACUGCAUCCGAUGCGUUGGUCGCUAAAGUGAAAGAGACGGAUCAGCUUUCAAAUAUUGAUUGCGGACACAGCCAAGAGCCAACCUCAAGAGGCAUGUGUACGAUAUCUGCUCUCAAUUGCGAAGGCGCAUUUUUAUUUCACGACUUGUCGUGUGAUUCUUUUAGCAUAACAUGUGAGUCCAAGCUGACGAAAAAUGUAGUAGUCACAGCAGGCCUGGGUUUCAAGUUGGUUCCCAUCAUAAUCCCAAGAUUGUACUGUUUAGCAGCCAUCCUCUCUUUCUGUAAAACUCCGUGUCUACAUAUUUGUGGCCGAAUGGCCGAGUUAUAUGCCUCGUCUUGAGGCAAUUUAUAGCAAUACAUAACUUAAGAUCCCAUUGAAUUCCAAGAGACGCCUUUAUUUGAAACCAAUUCAAUCUUGCUUUAUCGUGCUUGGGUCCCGGUUUAGAUCUCGCCAAUCAUGACCAAUGUAAAUGACACAAAUGUAUACACUACGUAUGAAUUGCACACAAUUGUUGUGACAUGAGUGAGUGGUGAGAAUGGGCGGGACUUUCAUUUCCGCAAUUCAUGGAACGACCACAUUGGUACCUUUGUUCAGGGCAAGGCUAUUGAACUUGAUUGACGCGAAAACCGUUCAAAAUGCAAAUCUGGCCCUGGGAAUUUCAGAUUAGGUGAAAUCCUUCUGUUCGCUCUUUCUCAAUGCUCAGAACUUAGCUUAGAACUACGUACGUACAACAACAACGCUCUAUUCAAAUGUCUGCCAAUCCUAGUGUCGUUUGUUAAAUAGGAACGUCCCCCCGUUCAUUGGAAUGGAAGAGCUGUUUGUUAUGGCAUAAAUGUUAGAUCCCUGAAGACUUUCGUUCCGCUGAGUCCCCUAAUAGAAAAAGUCAGACUUUGUUGAGUGAAGUGCACCCCAAACACCACCUUCAAGUACGUUUGGAACAUCUCUGCAUUGCCCUUGUGUUCCAAUCCCCGCUGUGAUGUUCAAAUGUCGUCAUUUAAUGUACCUUUCAACUAAAAUGGAGAGCCAUUCAUUUACUUUUAGUGUAUGACCGUUGAUCUGUAAACAAGAAGGAAGAAAUAAAGUUCUAUUUUGCUCGA
This is a messenger RNA of Tigriopus californicus, 4661 nucleotides long. Its product is annotated as allatostatin-A receptor-like. Lineage: Eukaryota; Metazoa; Arthropoda; Copepoda; Harpacticoida; Harpacticidae. Gene Ontology annotation, cellular component: membrane. Gene Ontology annotation, biological process: G protein-coupled receptor signaling pathway. The record is from RefSeq and is a predicted model, not a curated record. Gene Ontology annotation, molecular function: G protein-coupled receptor activity. The coding region runs from base 1572 to 2861 and encodes 429 amino acids. The transcript is spliced from 4 exons.